Pelagomonas calceolata is the source of this 1070-nucleotide messenger RNA. The record is from the annotation of a GenBank genome assembly. NCBI's taxonomy places the organism in Eukaryota, Pelagophyceae, Pelagomonadales, Pelagomonadaceae.
CAGGGAUCGCGUCUUGCAGGCUUUGACUUUUGCUCGAGUGCUGAAACUUUUGGAGCUUUGCAACCAAAAAGACGAAUUAUCCGCGCGCGAGGCAAGCCGACGUAACCAGUGGACACGAACGCUGUGCAAGACGUGCUCUGAAACGAUUCGGACACAGAAGACUGCUCGCCGAACGACGCCGCAGCCGUAUUCCUGCAGCAAAGCACAGCAGGAGUAGAAUUCGAGCCGCGCGUGAGCAGCGCGUGACUUGUCGUGAGCCGAGGCAACCAUGGGCAACACCUGGGGCCGCAAGGUCCCGCUCAAAGAGGUGCUGCGCAAGAACAAGCGUGAGAUCAAUAAAGCGGUAAGAGAGCUCGACCGCGAACGAGCCAACCUAGAGAAGCAGGAGCUAAAACUCGUCGCCGACAUCAAGAAGUACGCCAAGGACGGCCAGAUGGGCCCCGUCAAGAUCAUGGCGAAAGAUCUCGUGCGAACGAGAACAUAUAUAACGAAAUUUAUAGAGUUAAGAUCGCACUUGAACGCCGUCGCCCUCAAAUUACAAACGGUCAAGUCCCAGGAGGCCAUGGCGCGCGCGAUGAAAUCCGUCACGGAAGCCAUGGUUAGGAUGAACAAGACCGUGAAUAUUCCUAGCAUCCAGAAGAUCAUGGUCAAUUUUCAAGUGGAGAACGAGCGCGCAGAGAUGACCCAAGAGGUCAUGGGCGACAUGCUCGACGAUGCCAUGGCGGAAGACGGCGACAGCGACGAGGAGGAGAAGAUUGUCGGGGCCGUCUUGGACGAGAUCGGCAUCUCGUUUGGGGACACGAUCCCGGACGCGCCGGACGCGAUGGCGGCGCGGCCGCAGGCGGCGCCGGUGGCAGUAGCUGAUGCGGUCGGUGGUGGUGGUGGUGGUCCGCCCCCACCGCCGGGCGGCGGCGGCGGCGACACGACGGUGUCCGACCUCGAGGCGCGGCUGAACAACCUGCGCAAAUAGUCGCUGUUUUUAAUAUCGUGUACCAGUAUCCUGUGCCCGCUCGCGGCGAGUGUUGGGGAGACGUGCACGCCAUCGACGAGCAAAUCACACACCUACAUUU